This is a messenger RNA of Gymnodraco acuticeps, 1516 nucleotides long. Its product is annotated as gastrula zinc finger protein XlCGF42.1-like. The record is from RefSeq and is a predicted model, not a curated record. NCBI's taxonomy places the organism in Eukaryota, Metazoa, Chordata, Actinopteri, Perciformes, Bathydraconidae. The coding region runs from base 1 to 903 and encodes 300 amino acids. The transcript is spliced from 2 exons.
AUGGAGAGACAUUUACAACCAGAGACUGAGGACAACCCUGGAGGCUCUUCUGAACCUGACACUGAAGACAGUGGAGAUUGGAAGGAGACCAGAGAACCAGGUUCAAACUCUCAGAGAAAUAAACAAGACCCUGUCAGUGAUUCAAGACGUAGUGCAGGAGAGAAACCAUUCGGCUGUUCAGUCUGUAAGAAAUCUUAUAAACAGAGUUGUCAUUUAAAGGAGCACAUAAGAAUCCACACAGGAGAGAAACCAUUCGGCUGCUCAGUCUGUAAGAAAUAUUUUAAAAACAGAGGAGAUUUAAAAUGCCACAUGAGAAUCCACACAGGAGAGAAACCAUUUAGCUGCUCAGUCUGUAAGAAAUCUUUUGCACAGAGUGGAUAUUUAAAGACACACAUGAGAAUCCACACAGGAGAUAAACCAUUCAGAUGCUCAGUCUGUAAGAAAUAUUUUACAGUGUUAGGAAGUUUAAAGUUACACAUGAGAAUCCAUACAGGAGAGAAACCAUUCAGCUGCUCAGUCUGUGAGAAAUCUUUUACACAGAGUGGAGAUUUAAAGACACACAUGAGAAUCCACACAGGAGAUAAACCAUUCAGCUGCAGUGUUUGUGACAAAAGAUUCACUUGGAGUAAUCAGGUCAAAAGCCAUAAGUGUGUUGGUCGUCAGUCCUCACAGCUUCAUCAAACUCAAACUGAGGAGAACACAGAGGCAGAGCCUCCAGCCAGCAGCUCAGCUGAACACAUGGAAACAGAAGCUGAUGGAGAGGACUGUGGAGGACCAGAACCAGCCAGGAACUCAGAUCCAGAGAGACAUUUACAACCAAAGACUGAGGACAACCCUGGAGGCUCUUCUGAACCUGACAUUUUCCAAGUCAAAUCUGCAAUAAAAAAGAGGACAAUUAAUUAGUCCUUCGACAAUUCACAUGAGAAUAAUCUGUCUGUCUGUAUAAACUCUGUUUGACAAUGUUCAUGCAUGACUUCAUCUAAACUCCAUCUUUAUCAACAGAAGUUUUGAAUAUGUUUAAUGUUUUUGUCAUACUACUUUUCUGAUGUAUAACCAUGUAUAACCACUGACUGAUUAAUCUGCAGAGUAGUUUCUCUAAUAAUCUGUUUGUUUAAUGAAAUGUUGUGACUUGAAACUUCCAUUGGGAUGUUGUUGAUAGUUCCUGAUGAGUUAUCAGUCUGUUCUGGUCUAAAAGAAGAACCAAUGACUUAUUGAUAUAGAGAAUGUGUACGAUGUUUCCAGUUUGAUUCUGUUUAUAUCAUCAAACCAAACUAAAAGAAAAAGGCCUUUGAAACAGACUCGCAUUCCUGCAUAUUGUUUGUGUUUUGCAGCAGAUUACAAUCAGCUCAUUUAGAGUUCAGAGUUCAGAUGGAAUUUUAGGAUUAUUCCUGCUUUUUGGAACUGUAGUUCGGGCUCAUGUGUUUCAUAGUUGGUGUUCUGUUAAAUGCAAAUUGAAGUCCUUUCACCUCCGUUGAAUCAGGGUGGAAGCAGAAAUAAAAUACUUUUUCAUAUCGAA